AAUAACGAGCGCGGGUAAAUGUAGGUUUUUUUGCAAACGAGCGGAAGGUAACAAGUUCACACGACGGCAUCCUGUAAAGUGAGUGAGGCCCGGACCUGCGUUGUUUGGUCGUCACUCUUGUUUGCAAGCAGUUUCGGUUUGUAACCGACGGAAACUGCGCAACGAGCUUCCGCCAUGCCCGCGUCCAAAGCGUCCACAUCCCUCGGGAGUUCUUCCACUGCUCUCAAUGCAGGUAAAAACGAGUUGCCGGCGCGGUACAACGACAGUAAGAAUGUGCUUUCAACAGCGGGAGACCACGCCGAGCAGGUAUCCAAUGAAGAGGAGUUUAGCCAAAGUGCGGAGAAGCUGGCCAAGGCGCUGCCAGACAACUUUGGGGAUGUGGUCCACCGAAAGCCCAAGAAACAACCAGCGGGGACGAGUAGUGCAGUAGCUCAUUCAUCGUCCAAACCCAAAGCAAAAACUACAUCUGUACAAGAAAGCACUUACUACAACGGGUCGCGUUACAACAGCAACAAGUGGCCUUUCCCGCGACCCGUCUCCGACCGCUUGAGUUUCGUGAAGGAGGUGCUGCAAGUUCACGUGAAGGACCCCGUGCUGCGGAAAUGGCUGGUAGACGAGGUCGUGGAGUAUUCCCUGAAAAUUAACCAUCCCCAUCCAAUUUGUCAUGCAAAACAUGUAGUAAAAUCUGUGUCUGUCAUGCAAAAAGUGGAUGGGGAUGGUUAAUUUUCAGGGGAUAUGGAGGUGUUCCGGACGAAGGUAAAGUCUGAUCAGCAACGGGAAAUGUGGAAGAUGCUGAAAGACCAGCUCGACGAGCUGAACCUCGAGUUGCAGAAGCAGCUGAAAACGGCGUUCCCGGAGUGGUACCUCACCCGCGCAAAAAUUCAAGUAAUGAUGGAGGAGGAAACGAAGUGCCGUAUCCUGAGUAAAAACGUACCCACACCAGAGUUGUAAUGCAGAUUUGCAAAGACAGGAAGACUUGUAAUGCGCAUCCCCAUGAGAGCCAUUUCCAAUCGUGUUUUGGAAUUUGUGAUGCUGUGAACAGGAUGACCAGCUGGAUUUGUGAUGCGGCUGCACUUGCUAACCUGCACUACUCUGCAGAGUGUAACUUGUCAUGCGUGACUCGCAUCGGUCCAUUUUGGCUCAAGCCAUUUUGGCUCAAGACUUUGUCUUGUUGCCUGAGAUCCAACAACGUAGAACAGGGGGAGCUAUGCCGUAGAGUAGGAUCUUCAUUAAUCUCUUCAGCUGCUGUUAAACCACCACUGAUGCCACGUCGGUAUCUCCCCCGACUCCCUGAAGCGGAGUUUCGAAAAGCCUGUAGAUAAACACCCGAACGUGGCGGGUCCUCUGUGCCCCCUUUUACAGUAGUUUUAGCCAGAGCAUCGGCACCCCGAGUGACCAUGCGCACAAAGAACAACUAACAUGUCCACUCCACCGACAAACCGCACUGACACGGAGCCGCCGUGUACCGUCCUACAUACUCUCCGAGGCACAGUAAAUAGCAUAGGAAAGCAAACCUCCACUCCCGGAGAGUCCGCCCCGCCGCUCCGCUGCGAGGCGAAGGAACGGCAGUCGAUGUGACCGAAGGUAAUCGGCGGGCCUCCUGAUCCGCGCAUGCUAUGGUCCCGAAUAGACCAAAAACUGGACCUAAGCAUCAUGAAGCACGACCCAGCCAGGUAGGAGCCAGGCUUCCAGUGGUGGCGCAAUCAAUAAGCUGGUCGAGACGCAAGCGAAUCCGCUCGUGUAGUGCAACGUCAGCAAGCCGCGGAGGCCCCUGCGCUGCGAGCUCAAUGGACAGCGGCAUCAAAGUGGAAGACGCCCGGUCGUCUACCGGGCCUCCAGUUCCGCGCAUGGUAUGGCGCCGAUCGGGCCGCGACGUCGGAGUAUCGGUGCGCGUCGUGCAACGUCAGGGAGGACCCGGUGCUACGACUAGGCACCGGACGGAGACGUGGCGAAAGACAAGCGAUUCUCGUCCUUGCGGCAAAACGUCACAAACACAUCGGUGGGCAGCGACUAACGCCGAAACAAACUUGUCGUUUGCCCGCCCUGUCUGUAAAACCCAUGGGCUGGGCCUUGGGACGGGUCUGGUUCGUCAGUGCCAUCGGGUGAGCUCGUUGCGACGUUGGUCAGGCGGAGCUCGUUGCGCUUCGCCCGGGUGCUCCAGACCACGUGGACACGGAAGUAGCGGUAUAUCUCUAGCUAUUUGCGAUCUCUGGCUCACCUCCCCCUGCACUUUGUGCGGGCCGCAAACCCAUGUUACAUGUUUCACUUUGCAUGCACUACUUGUGAUCUCGUCCAGUUAGUAGAUGAAGGACGUCUUAGAGUGUCGCUGCGUGUGCCGGGGACGGAGCACGUCCGUCCCCGCCGUCUCCCCCAAAAAUGAGCCUCAGGGUGGCAGCUACAAUUCGAUAGCGCCUCAGCUUUUCCCGAGAAUCCGCUCGUGCUGUGCAUCGUCACCAUUCCCACGACGGGGCCGAGCCCUAAUGCGAGCUCCCGGACCAAGCUGCGGCAGACGGGCCGCCCUCUCCUUCUCUUCCGGCUACAGACAUUCUGCUCAUACCAGGCGGUCUAGAUACGAACAUGGGCCCUACGGCUAAACCGGUACCUCGGGGGCCCUCGGGGGUGCCGGUUAAGAACCCGCGCAGCCGCAGCCCACAAGGGGACCGAUGCGGCUCGGAGAGAAUCCGCCUCCUCGCCUCGCGCUAGGCAAACGGGCCGUCCAGUGGGGAGAAAAACGGAAAAGAGCACUACCUGCCGCGGUCGACAGCCUCUUCUCCGACUUGUUCGUCUUCAGACGCGAGGGUACGGCGGUCAGAGCGUAGGAGGAGGCCCCUCGGGGAGCCGAAAAAUCCGGCCUAGGGCCGUGCCUGAGGACGAACAAAGGGUCGCGGGGCCGGUGCGCCCGACGACCAGAUCGGGGAGUCCGCUCGGGUUGGGCAUCGGCGGCAAGCCACGACUUCAACGCGAAGGUAUUGCAGGAUCGAGGGGGUUAAGACACUAGCAGACCCUGAACGGCUAGAGCGGCAGCGACGGGUCGCCCUAGCUGACACGUAGCGGCCGGCCGCAUCACCACGAACCCCAAAAAGCGCCACUGUUUAACGGUAUUUGCUACCUCGGAGUGCUGCAGAAUUUGCUGUUUUUCGAUGCUCUUGCAUGUUUAGUAGCGCUGCGGUAAAUUAAAAAUUGAAAAUUGACGGUGUUUGCAGCCUUAAAAGAUGUAUAGAAGCCUGAAAACGAUGCCGGCGUGCACUCGGGGGCGGAGCAUGUCCGUCCCCGUCGUUGCUUCAAAAUAAAAUCCCAGGUUGGCGUGGCUGACAGCCUCCUCCCCGGCAUGCUCGCCUUCAAAAACGAGGACACGGCCACGGCGCAAACGUCCUCUUCAGUGGGGCGCAAGCAAUGCACAUGCACUGACUCCGCCCCUCCAUGUCGCGCAGCAGGACGAGAGCCCGGACAUCUCGCCGUUACUGGUGAAGGGGAAAACAAUCCACGGAGUAGUCCUGUCCGUGUUAAAUCUGGUGCGGUCGGCAGCCCUGCCUCCCGCCUGUUCGUCUUCAGCCACGAGGGUACGGUGGUCAUAGCUCGGAAAAAUGCGGCUCGUUAGACGGAAAAAUCCGGCGUCAGGUCGAGUCUGGGGACGAACAAGAGCUGGGAAGCGAUAACGUGCCCCCCAAGGGGGAGUUAAUAAUUAAGCGUCCCCCACCCACGGAAUCCGCUCGUAUAAUGCAUCGCCUGGAGAACCCGCCCCCUCGCGUUGGGUGCCGCCGAUACGGUAGUCGUUUCAGCUAAUGCAGCGGCUGCGGGGCACGGCAAUGGGCCAGUUUGACGGUAAUUGCUACCUCGGAACGCUGCAGAACUUGCUGUGUUUCGAUACUUUUGCAUGGUCAGGGACGCGGCUCUAAUUUAAAAAUUAAAAAUUCACCACGUUUUCAGCAAUAAUGGAUGUUUACAAUGCUUGAAAUCUAUGCCGGUGUCUCGGCGUGUACUCGGGGGCGGAGCAUGUCUGUCCCCGCCGUUGCUGUAAAAUAUAACCCCAGGUUGAGACGCAGAGCAGGGGUGAGGACCUGCGGCGAAAGUACAAUCUUCAGACACGAUGGGACUCGGGCCGGAGCGCAGACAGUGAUAGAGGACCCGGCAGCGGCGGCAGCAGCAGCAGCGCGGGACGAUGACGACACCACAAUGCCGCAACUAGUAGAACCGGCCCCGCCCCGAGCUGGACCCAAGCCGCACCGCGAUCGCCGACCAGAGCCGGGCGUUCGUGCUGGCGCCGGCCCUUAUCCCGGCGGGCUCGAGAACAAUCCUGAGAAAGGUACAUGAGGCGGCGCCGAAGCACAUCGCGGCGGCAAUUCGCGCGGCGAACGAGCACGAGCUGCUCCUGGAGCUCGGCCCGCACUGCCUCCGCAUCAUCCAGCGGCCGGCACACGAAGGUGAGCUAGAAGCAGACCGCACCCGCGCAGCAGGAAAGGCAUUGGCGGCCGGUGUGGCGGUGCCCGGUGGGGCAAAGCGGUACAAGGAAGCAGUCCCGCUAGCCAUCUGGAGGGCAACAGGAAGCAAAGUAGGUCCUCUGGCCGGGACCUAUACAAACCACCCGGACUACCGGGACAUCCCCUGCAAUGCUGCCGUGGUCGACGCCCUGGCGCUUCGGCAGACAGACCACGCAAUUGGACUGGACCCGCGCAACCAUAGCAGGCUCGCAGCGGGUACCCUGAAAAACGCGGGCGGAUUUGCGGCGAACGAGUGGCCGGCGGGGGACCCGGGAGUGAGCAGUGAGGACCCCGACAUCCGCAAGUCCGAUAACCCCGGCGACCGGGCAGCCGUCAAAGGAAAAGCGUUGCAGAAGCGGCUGGAGAGGGCGCCGCCCGACACACCGUUCUGGACCGGCGCCGACAAGCCGGCGCUCGGGGAGGGCGGAGAGGAGGCCAUGAUCUGUGCCCCGGUGCGAAAAGUCUCCCGCACCAGCAUAGCGGCAAACAGACCAACGCCGCACGGCCGGAGCUGCCCAGACUGCGUCGCAGAAGCACAAGAGAUGGCGAAGAACACGAUGGAGGGCAACACGCUCGUCCACCCGUACCUGGCCAGUUUUCUAGCCCCAGAACGAGUGCCGCCGGCGGUCGGACCGUACGCGAACUGGUUCGGCAGUGAAGCGCCGAACCAGGAGAACAUGCGCUACCCCGUAUACAUCCGGACGCCCGAGGUAACAGCGGGAGCAUCAGCAGCAACGAUAUACAAAUGCACCAAGUGCGACGCGGUAGGACAGAUGCCCAGCAUGUUGGCGCACGUGGUUGUGUGCCGAGUGGGGCGGCAUGGGCGGGUAGGCAGCAUGCUGCUCGGCAAACUGAGCGCCCUGGCGGCGGGGGAGCGGGAUGCGGCCACGCACCAAAUAACGACGUCAAAGAAACAUCACCUGGCGGAACUGCGGCUCCAGUUGGACGAGCGCCCGCCCCCGCCCGACAUCGAGUGGUCCAAAGGACGGCGAAUGAAGAUCACACUGCUCAACUUGGAUGGCGGACUUCUGACCAACUGGCCGCGCCUCGUGCAUGAGAUCACAGAAGCCGCCCCGCUGGUGGUCGUCGUCAGCGAAGCAGAUCUCCCACAGGACCUCUCCAAAACUGUCAGCGACCUCAUAUACUUGACCCUCCGGGCGCGAUAUUUUAUCUGGAGGGGAACAAGGUCCAUGGCCCUGGUGGCGCACUCCCUCCGCCCGGCAGAGCAGGCAAGGUGCACACAGAUCCCGCUGGCCCCGAGUAUGGCAGCAAUCCUUGUGGCACACGGAGACCUAGCGGGCGAACUAGUGGCGGGAUAUAUCCCUCCAAUCACGGGGGCGACGGGCAGAGACGAAGUGAUGGCGCAGCAGCAGGCGGUGCUGAGGUACCUUUCGGACGCCCCCAAGGACGCAGUCGUGGGGAUCGCAGGCGACCUGAACAUCAGCACGGGGUCAAUAAUGCUGGAACGCCCAAGGCCCAACCCGUUCCGUGCGGCCAUAGCAGCUGCGGCCGAGGCGCGGGGGAUGCAAUCUGCCCUCCUGCCCAGCGACGUUACCUACCCCGCAGCGGACUCCCAGCCAGAUGCGUUGUUUCUCCGGCCGCACAGCCGGGAAACAGAACUGUGGACACAACUGAAGCUUCCAGAAUUCCUGCCGGAGAACUGCGCCACGCACAUGCGCAUUGACUGCGAACGGGUGGCAGCCGAGGAAGACAGAGAGCGCAAAGGGGCCGAGCAACUGCCAGAGGGCCUCACGCGGCGGCGGGUCUUCCAGUGGACGAGCAUGACGCAGGAGACGCUGAAUAGAGUCCUCGCGCGGGCGUGCGAGGCGGCAAAAUCGGCGAAGAGCUUCUCCGCCAAAACCUUGGCGCACAUACUGAAAACGGAGCGGGCGCCAGUCCGUAAAGCCAAAAUCCCGCCCACCCAUCUGUCGUUGCUUAAAGGCGACGGCACGCUCACAAUGUCGACGCAGGAGAGCAUGGAGGCCUUUCGCGUCCGCCUGUGCGAAGGGAAGCCCGCCGGCAUCCAGCGCACACCGGAGGAAGAGAAAGCCGUGGCAGAACAGGCGCGAGAACUAAUAGAAGGCGCGCCCUCGGUCCCCCUGGAACCCUCUCUCGAUAUGGCAGUGCGAGCAAUGCGGCGGCUAAACGGAAACGCGGCGGCGGGAGUCGAUGGUGUACCAGUCGCCCUGCUGAAGGCGAGCACGACCCUCGCCUACUUGCUCGUCACCCUGAUCUGCAACGCAAUCAACGCCUUCGAGGAGCUGCCAUGGAGUAAGGAGUGCUUGUUUGUCUUCCUAUUCAAACACGCGAAAGCAGGGGCAACGAGAUUCGUGCCGCGCUUUUGGCGUCCAAUAGCCAUGAUCAGUGGCAUCACGAAGCUAGUCGAGUCGGUGGUGCUCGGCGCGAUAGAAUCCCUGGUGAACGAGUUCCGGGACAACUCGGCAUUCAUCAAGGGCCUCUCGCCAACGGUAGGACUCAUCCGCGCCUUGAUGAAGGCAAUGCAGUCGCGUCGGAAGUACGUGGGAGUCGUGGUGGGCGACAUAGCAGGCGGCUACGAGAGCGCCUUUGUGAUCCACGUGCUGACAGUAUUGAAGGAGCGGGGGGCGUCGCGCCAGAUUCUCCGCGUGGUCUAUCGGUGGAUGUGCGGGCGAACGGGACGAAUAGUACUAUGCGGGCUCGUCUCGCAUGCCUUCCCCCUCGGGGAAGGCCUGGGUCAGGGCACGCUCCUGUCCCCUGCCCUGUUUAGGAUCGUGGUCGAAUAUUGGUUGAACAUAGUGGGUCUCGUCAGCGACUUGCACGACUGCAUCACUGGCUUCUGCGACGAAAUCGGGAUCGUCGUAACGGCCGACACAGAAGCGGAGCUGAAGCAAAAGCUCACGGACAAAGCAGACCGCUUGCGGCGGAUCCCGUACCCGAUCGCUGAUUGGCGCAUAGCGGUUCUCAAAGCCCCGGUGCUGUCGAGUGGAACCAAGGAAGAGCAGGACGCCUUCUUCAGAAGGUUCACGGUGCGGCUCGCGAGUGGCCAGGUCCUCCGGCUCCCGGAAGUGGAGACGCAGUUGGACAGCGGGGCGGGGAAACCUCUACGGGUGGAGAGCGGCAAUGGGCGUAGAAUAAACAGAGCGGCCUAUAUCUCCGUACUGGGGGUGCCGCUAUCACCACACCCAGAGGCAUGGCUUGCACACCUGGGGAACCUACAGCGCAGGGUCGCAGCAGAGGCAGCGGAAGCCGCUGCAGACGAGGACAAAACAGUAGUAGAACUAAUCGACCAGUACCACGCCAAGAUGUUCAACUGCCUGCAAUAUGCCAGCUCGGUGAAGAGCAUUCUCUGCCCGGGUGAGGCCCUGGCACGGCUCGACGCAGUAGCAGAAACCUGCCUCCGCAGAAUGUUGCGCGUUAGCUUCACCGCCCCGGUGUACUCGACCUUCUUUAGUACGGGCGCCGUGAUACCGAGUACGGCGGCACUAGCGGAGCGCAACGUGCUGAACAUCCAGGCAAUCGCCCUGGAUAGCGAUACCUUCGCACAAGAGGCAAAAGUGGAGGAAGUCUGCCCCCUGCGCCGGGAGGGGUGGACCAAGCUGCGCAUCUCCCACACCCUAAAGCCCGCCGAUCCGCUUCCCGACAACGUCGUCCUGCUGCCGGCUCCUGCAGUGUUCCAACGAUAUGGACUGAAAUUCAGCAAAGAAGAAACGCCCAAGGUGGCGACGCUGGUGAAGGAGGAAUUCGAAAAACUGGAAAAGCAGCUCGGCCCGGCCAUGAUGCUCAUCGCAACGGAUUCGGGCGACGUGCCGCGGUCUGCACCAGGCGCAGCGGGCCCCGGCCCCCGCAAGCGUAUGGCGACAAUAGUGAUGAGACGGGGGGACGAUCGAAAAGGGGAGUUUGCGCUUGCUGCCCGCCUUCGACAUUGCCUCACAACAUUCUGGGGCGAAGCGGGUGCGUUCGUCGUCUCGGUCCUCCUCCUCAGUGACAGUGUCCGGGAACCCCACGCCCCGAUACACGAUGACCGCCUCCGGCUAGUGCUAUUCCAAGUGGACGCGUCGCCGGUGUUGGAUAACGUGCUAUCGAGUAGAACGGAGCAGACCUGGCAGGAGUGCCGCCGGGCACUGAUAAAUCUAGCGCGAACGCGUCCGGACUGCCUCUUCCUCUGCUUCUGGACGCCCGGCCACGCGGGGAUCAGUCCACACACGGAAGCCGACCUGCUACAAAAGCAGACACACCUACCAAGCGAACCGCUGGAAAGGUUCACGGACCUGCGCAUACCGCUCCGACAACUCCGCGCGUACGCAAGGGCAUGCCUCCGAGAGGAGAUCCUGGAAGUGGUGAAGAAGCGGGCGCGGACAUCAACGACGGGCGCAUACCGGGGCUACAUAGCCGCGGAAGUCGGCGACGCGAGGAAAACGCUGCGGGGCCUCCCGGCGGCCAGCCAGCGAAUAGCCUGGAGCCUACUGUGCGGAGAUGGGAGAGACGCUGCCCGGGCAAGCGACUCGCGGGUAGGCAGCUCGUGCAUCAAGUGCGGGCUUUGUGGCGAAAAGGUGUCAGCCGUGAUCGCGUUGUCGGUCAGCCAAGACCCCUCCCCGCCCGCGAUGGACGACGAAAGCUCUUCCGGGUCGAAUGGCAACGAUAGCGAGCUACUUAUCGACGAGGAGGAGAUGGGGGCGAUAGACACAGCGGCCGAAGAACUCGCAGGGGACGCAGACGCCCCAAAGAACACGGAGUUCGCAAACCUCGACCGCCAUGUUCUUUUGUCUCACUUCGCGCGGCACGUCCUCCUGUGUGAGUGCAAGAAGAUCCAAGAGGAGGUGCUGACGGUGUGCCCGGCGAUACCGAUACCGACCUCGCAAAACCUCCUCCGUAGACCGGACAUCACAGUCCGCGCCUUCCUGACGAAGCUGGGCAUGGCCCCCCCGCCCGAAGGAGAAUGGCCGGUGAAACCGCGGCAGAGGCCCGACAGAGACGACGUCCCGCCGCCCGCAGAGGUGCAAGCAAACGUGAACAGAGGGGCGCAGACGUUUCGCAACAUGAUCGAAAUGGCGGAAACGGCGCAGCCCCCGGCAAGCGCCACGCAGGAACCCAACCCACCGGUCGUUCCGCGGAACUUCGUUCCCGGGGCGGCGCACAGACUCUGCACCAGUGCGCCCGACCGAACCCAGCCCCAGGAGGGCGAUGCGCAGAGCCUUCUGGACACGCUGUUUUGGAUACCCCCGGACCGGCGAGCCCCAGGAACCACGACACGAGAGCGGCAGGGGCCGUACACGCGCCCCCAGCAGCUGGGGCACGCAUCUUCCCCCCCUGGGCAACCAUCGAGCAGUCCCGGCGCAAUCCCCAAUACCACAUCAGGACGAAGCGCAACCCCGGACCAGGGUGAUGAAGACCGGGCGGCCGACGCGGCAGAUGACCUGGAAACGGGGCGGGCAGAAGUUUUAGCUGGCGGAGUAGUGCUGCGACUGGACCCGGUGACGGGCCUUCCCCUACCGCGAAGCGGGGGAAGCGGGGCGAACGAGGAGGGCUUGCAGGACUCGCCAGACGCCAUCGCAGCUCAGGUUGCGGACCAAGACGACCUGACGAUGAUGGAGGAAGACGAAGACGCGCUCUAUACCUAACCUGCGUGCCUACCUAAAAUCGGCAUGCCUACCUAAAAACUUCCUAUACAGCUGGACCCAAAGGGGAGAGUCAUACCAUUUCUAGACCACGACCCGCCCACGGCCAAGGUUCGGGCCCGGGUCUGCGGCGGCGCCGACUGGGAGUUCCUGACGAGCACGACGGAGAGCUCGCGAGGGAAGGAAGCGGAGUGUGGUGUAGAGAGGUUCAAGAAGAUGCGCCGUAGUCGUCUGGUUCUCCUCGUAGUUCUGGUUCGCGUCUGUUUUUGGUUUUUCGCUCCGGCCCCUUGUAUGACAAGAUGGACUGAUGAAAGAAAGGCGUGGUUGCCGCAUAGUUGCAGUCGGGGAAGACUGCGAGCCUGUGUAGUUGAAGGAGCCUAGUUUCUAGCAAGAAGAGAGAUGAAAGCGUAUUAAUCCCAAACAAAAAGAAGCGAAGAUCUGCCCAGCGUCCCGCUCGUCGUGUUGCUAUUUCUCGCUGCUGGGGAUCUGCUCCGCGGUCUCUGCGCGCGCUCCGGAAAAUGCUGUCCUUAUCCCGCCGAGCGGAAUCGGUAACUUCGGCGUUUUUCGCAAGGACAUUUGGGCACAAUCGGGUAAACAGGUCGGCGGGUCUAGGACACUAACUCAAAAAGCUGCAGCACGACCGUCAAAAUGUCGCAGGAGGAUCCAGUGGAAACCACGACCGUCUGUAACGCACAACACGCGGCGAGACUGUACCACCCUCCACCCGCGCGCGCCCAGCUUAGACCUAGCGCCGGAAGCGGGUUCGCCAAUGUCUGCUGCUCACCCAGCCCACAGCACCCGGGGAAAAGUACGUUGCCCCGCAACAAAUAUGCUGUUCCACACGAAUGGAGAAAUGCACGCGAAAGUAGAGCCCUGCAACUUCUGUCAUGCCUGCUGAGUAUUUUAGAUAUACCGCUAGCAGAGGGGCGGCGCUAGCCCCGUCCUCAAGCUGUAGCUGGUGUUAUGUUCUGCCAUCGACAUCUACCUACACCUUCCGCCCUCUCGCCUGCCCACUCGCCUGCCCACUCGCCUGCCCACUCGCCUGCCCCCUCGGACCGUUCAUCAACUGCUUUGCACUUAGCACGGUAUGCGCUUUUCGUCCUCGCCCUGUCACUUCUGUCAUGCAUGUUGCUUUGUACUAGGUUUCCGCCAGACUCGACGGCGCGGCCUCAGGGUUUCGAAUAUUCGGGCAGCGAUAUCUACCUACAUUCACCGCCCGGAGGCUGCAAGUUGCUGUCUCGUCUCGCCUGCCCCCUCGGGCCGCUCAGCAACUGCUUUGCACUUAGCACGGUAUGCGCGCUUCGCCCUCGAGCCCUCCCUGCCGGGAGUCCAAGGACGUCCUCGGUACUCUCUCUGCCAAGAGCGAACUCUAACUCUCGAAAUAUCUGCACACCGUGCUAAGGUCAAAGCUGUUUCUGACUUAUGUUCCCCUAGUGAUGCUGCAUUUCUCCACAAUUUUUCAUCUGGAUACUUUUCCCUCCUGCGCCCUGAGGACCCCGACAUCCGAACCCGAGCCAGGAACCAGCCUGGCGCCACCAGUAACCCCAGCGACCUGAGUUCGCCCUACCAACCAGCAUGCUGUCGCGGCUGGCGGCCGACGCCCGGUUUCACCUACGCCUCGAAGCUCCCGAUCCGCAGCCGGUCUGGAUGGGUUCACGCACUUCCGAUUGCCCCGAUACUGCGGCAGAACCGACAGCUACCGAUAGCUCCCACGCGUCGAAUUCACGUGGCCACCGGGGAAAGUUUCCCGCUCGUCCUCAAUGCGCAGCUGCGGCGCCCUGUCCCCGUCUUUCUACACUCUCCUCGGCGCUCCAUCUAGAACUUGCUGUUGCCGAGUUUCUGAAAGAUUAUUCCAGAUAAGCCAUUCCCGGAAUGAAGGGGCCGCGUUCUGCUCCCACGAGCUUUCACUUGUGCGCGUUGGGGGUAGAUGUGCGUACAGCUCCUGCCUGGUCGGCUUUAUCUCCGGCUGGCACUCGAAAAACUAUCCUCCUAAAAGAUCCACUAAAUAAUAGAAAACUUCGUCCAUAAUGAGUAUGGAGAUGGUCUAGCCCGCAGUUCCUCCUAUCUGUUGCUGGUGACCUGGUCUGUUUUCUGACAAUAAGUGCUGCGUCGUCUAAUCUAUGGGUGCGAGUAGAUGUAUUAGUUCCCGGCGGGUGGCUCGCAGCAAUAAGGAAACUGGCAAGGAUAAACAUCUGUCUGUGCUUGCAAUGCGCUGAUGGACUGUGCUCUGCCAAAUAGUGAAGUAAUUUGGACUACUCCAGUUCUGGUCCCGUUGCUGUAUAUUGUGCGCGGGUGCUGGGUGGAAAGGUCCAGCAAUUAUGUUGGUGUGUGUGUGUGCGAGGAGGAAAGUUUGGAGUGCCAGGUCCGUUGGGCCCGGGGUGGCGGCGUCUUUGGGUUGAUCAAAUCACCCGAAACACAAUGCCACCUCGUGUUGCACAGUCUGUUUAUGUCAUGCGUGACUCGCAAAACUCCUAGGUUUGUGUUGCAAAAUCCCCAUCCUGACUCUGGUGUGGGUACGUUUUUACUCAGGAUAUGCCGGCUGGCGCUUCGCGCGGACGCUGUAAAACAGAAGGAGAAACGCGCGACGGUAUUAUAGGAGUCUGGGUGAGGACUCAUUUUCAUCUCUUGUGGUAUAAGUUCAAUGUCCGUGGUGAUUCAUUUUAUGAUGUCGUGCAGGUCGUUGCUGAAAUGAAGAACUAAAAAACCCACAGGAGCAUGCCGCGAUGAAGGCUGUGGAGCAAGUGAAGAUUGACCAGAGGCGGCAAAAGGCGGACCACCAACAGUCCGUACUCAACCAAAUCAACAAGCACAUGGAAUUCCAAGGCAUGAUCCAGGACGCGCGGCAGAAGCUGAGCGAUCUGCGGCACAACGAUAUCGAGAAGAAAAUACGCGCGCAGUGCACCAAGUAUCUCCUGAACAACCUCCUGACGACGGUGAAGGUGAAGGACCCGAACCGGUUUGCCCGCGCGCUGCUGAAGGACAAAUCGCAGCGCUCCACUGGCUUGCCGAAGAAUUUUGGAAAGACGAAUAGUACAAAAAGUGCAGCGGUGGAUUCAUUCUCGGACGAGUUUAUGCUGGACUUGCUAGAAGAGGAGUUGAAGAACGUCGAAGAGAAGGACAAGGAGGCACUGCAAAAGGAGAACGAGCGCAUUGUGAAGCUUUUGGAAGAAACAGGGGAGUACGAAACCCGACUCGGCGCCGCCGAGGCGAAGGUAGAGGACGCUAGUGCGGCGGUGAAGGAACAGGACAAGAUUUUGGCUGCCCACGCAGCGACGAUUGAGCAGCAUCAGGCGACGCUGCGGGGCCUGCAGGAGGAUCUGAAGACGCACCAGGAAGAUGCGGCCUUUCAAGAAGCGGAAAGAAAAAAGCGAAGUGUCGCUGACGCGCGAAGAUACGUGCAGGAGAUGUGGGACAGGGAUGCCACGUCCCAAUACGAACAAUGGUCGCCGGUUAGCAAGAGCAUCAAGAUAACAAAGAAAAAGACCUUCUUCGCGGACCUAUUUGAUAGCAAGCCUGCGCCAAAACGCAAGCAGGCUGGGUCGCGUCCCCCGGGCCGGCCCCCGGGCUCGAAGAAGAAGAAGAAGGACGGUGGCGGGAAAAAAGCGUUAUUAACUAGCAUGGAGGAGCUAGACGCGUUUAUGGAGGAAGGGUUCGAUGACGCGGACAACGAGAAUUCACUUUUCGCAGGCAGCAACAAUUUUAUCGACACGCAAACGCCCGCACUGGUCGGCGGCCAAACCGUUUUCGACCGGGAUCAUGUGCAGCUGAGCAAGAGCACGGACAACUCUCUGAAGAGAGGGGACCAGCAAUCUUCGAGUGGUUUUCCUUUUCCGCCGGCGAAAAAGGCAAAGAUUGCCGCGAAGGAGGUGGACGAAGAAGAGAUAGUCGACGAGGAGGACGACCUACUACGGGAUGACGUCAAGAAGACCACAUCAAAAGCGAAGAAACCAAAAUCCGGCACAACUGCUGCGGCGUCUGUGCACGGUCUAAAAGUAAAGCCGUACCGAACCAAGGAGGAGAAGGCACAGCACAAAGCGGAGAAGGCAGCGCGAAAGGAGGAGCGGCGUGCCAGGCGGGAGAAACGAGCCACCAAGCGGGAGCGAAAAGCGCAGCAGCAAGGUGGUGGUAAUGGUGAAGAUAGUAGUACUGCGCUGGAGCAGCAGCUGCAGCCGGCGAAAGAAAAAGAUGUGGGUCAAGAAGAUGCAAUAGAUAAAGAACCAGAGGAAGAACCGAAAGACGCUUUUUU
Amoebophrya sp. A120 is the source of this 14318-nucleotide messenger RNA. The record is from the annotation of a GenBank genome assembly. NCBI's taxonomy places the organism in Eukaryota, Dinophyceae, Syndiniales, Amoebophryaceae.